This is a messenger RNA of Sinocyclocheilus grahami, 1379 nucleotides long. It is a transcript of the gene eno3, whose product is annotated as enolase 3, (beta, muscle). Gene Ontology annotation, cellular component: phosphopyruvate hydratase complex. The transcript has 11 exons. NCBI's taxonomy places the organism in Eukaryota, Metazoa, Chordata, Actinopteri, Cypriniformes, Cyprinidae. Gene Ontology annotation, biological process: glycolytic process. The record is from RefSeq and is a predicted model, not a curated record. The annotation marks the transcript as partial. Gene Ontology annotation, molecular function: magnesium ion binding; phosphopyruvate hydratase activity.
GGCCGAGGCUGGAACGCACACUCACGCUCGUCAGAUGCCGACCCGAAUCGCCCGCAGGAUGUCCAUUAGUAAGAUUCACGCUCGUGAAAUCCUCGACUCCAGGGGAAACCCCACCGUCGAGGUGGAUCUGUACACGGCUAAAGGUCGUUUCCGGGCAGCUGUUCCCAGCGGCGCUUCCACUGGAGUUCAUGAGGCUCUGGAGCUCCGAGACGGAGACAAGACACGCUACCUGGGCAAAGGUACCCAGAAGGCCGUGGACCAUGUGAACAAAGAGAUCGCUCCCAAACUGAUUGAGAAGAAGCUCAGCGUCGUCGAACAGGAGAAGAUAGACAAGUUCAUGCUGGAGCUCGAUGGAACUGAGAACAAAUCUAAGUUCGGCGCUAAUGCGAUCCUGGGUGUGAGUCUGGCUGUGUGUAAGGCAGGCGCCGCAGAGAAGGGCGUUCCUCUGUACCGCCACAUCGCUGACCUCGCCGGGAACAAAGACGUGAUCCUGCCGGUUCCUGCCUUCAACGUCAUCAACGGCGGCUCUCACGCCGGGAACAAGCUGGCCAUGCAGGAGUUCAUGAUCCUGCCCGUGGGAGCCAAGAACUUCCACGAGGCCAUGAGGAUCGGCGCCGAGGUCUACCACAACCUCAAGAACGUCAUCAAGGCCAAAUACGGCAAAGAUGCCACCAACGUGGGAGACGAGGGCGGGUUCGCACCCAACAUCCUCGAGAACAACGAGGCUCUGGAGCUGCUGAAAUCUGCCAUCGAGAAGGCCGGCUAUCCUGACAAGAUCAUCAUCGGCAUGGACGUCGCUGCGUCCGAGUUCUUCAAGAAUGGUAAAUAUGAUCUGGACUUCAAGUCACCCGACGACCCGAAACGCCACAUCACUGGAGACCAGCUGGGAGACCUGUACAAGAGCUUCAUCAAGAACUACCCCGUCCAGUCCAUCGAGGAUCCGUUUGACCAGGACGACUGGGAGAACUGGACUAAGUUCACAGGGUCGGUGGACAUCCAGGUGGUGGGAGACGAUCUGACCGUCACCAACCCCAAACGCAUCCAGCAGGCGUGUGAGAAGAAGGCCUGCAACUGCCUGCUGCUGAAGGUCAACCAGAUCGGCUCCGUCACCGAGUCCAUCCAGGCUUGUAAGCUGGCUCAGUCUAACGGCUGGGGUGUGAUGGUCAGUCAUCGCUCCGGUGAGACGGAGGACACCUUCAUCGCUGACCUGGUGGUCGGUCUCUGCACGGGACAGAUCAAGACCGGCGCCCCCUGCAGAUCAGAGCGCUUGGCAAAGUACAACCAGCUGAUGAGGUCAGCAAUGACAUCAUUCCCUCCUCAAAUCAGCCGUCCAAUCGGAGUGUGCAAACCCUCACCUGUGUGUGUGUGUGUGUGUGUGU